AACUUCUAAAAUAAAAUACUUCUUUUAUAAUAAAUAUUGUUGAACCUUUAACUAACUAAAGCAUGUAAAUAAUUUUAAUGUUCAAAUAAUUGGUGUUUUGUGAUUUUAAUUAAUUAAUGAUUUAAAAAGUUUUCAAAAUGGUCGCGUUUGGCGCCAUUGUUGUAUUUGCUUUCUACACACGGUUCGCGUGUUCUGAUGAUUAUUAUCAAAUGGGCUCAAACACGAAUGUAAAUGAAGCAAUGCAGUUCCUUCGGGAAUAUGACAGGGAGGCUUCUGGGAUGUGUUACAGGGUAACGAUGUCCCAGUGGAAGUUCGUCACCAACAUAACGGAGUACAACCAUCGCAGGAUGCUUGAGGAGUUGUCUCUCAGCUCCAAGUUCGAUCGGCUCUCGUGGAGGAAAGCGGUUGUGUAUGACAUCUCUAGAGUACCAGACCCUCAAGCCAGAAGGCAGCUGAUGAAGAUUGUGCGAAGCAGCCGCGCUGUGUUGCCAGAGGAUAAAUAUCUUGAGCUACAACAGUUGAUAACAGAAAUGAAAGAGAUAUACAACACGGCCAAAAUAUGCCCUUUUAUCCAUAAGCCCUUUGACCCUCAUGUACCAAAACCGUAUCCACAACCAGAAAUACAGUCAAACCAUCAAUACCUGUUGACAAACGAACAGCAAUAUGAACAGAAUGAAGAUAGCACGGAAUACCCCAACUACUGCGAUAUGCAGUUAGAUCCAGAGAUAUCCAGAAUUCUGGCGCAUUCUAGGAUAGAGAGUGAACUGCUUUAUGUAUGGAAGAGUUUUCGGGACAAAACUGGGCCGAAAUUGAAGAAUCGGUUCAUGAGAUAUGUUCAGUUGGCCAAUCAAGCGGCUGUUAGUACUGGUUUCCGCGACGCUGGCGACCAGUUCCGAGCUUCAUACGACGAUCCGUCAUUCAGAAGCAGCGUGGAAGAGAUAUAUAACCAAGUCGCUCCAUUGUAUAAGCAGCUAUUCACCUACGUGAGGAGGAAGUUGGUGCAGAGGUACGGAGGGAGUGUCAGGAGUGACGGGCCCAUACCUGCACAUUUAUUAGGUAACAUGUGGUCCCAGAACUGGAAGUCGAUAAUGGACCUCGUGAUGCCGUUCCCGCAGUCUCCGAACCUGGACGUCACAGCUGAUAUGCUGCGGCAAGGGUUCACCCCACUUCGAAUGUUCCAGAUGGCUGAAGAAUUUUACACCUCUAUGGGUCUGAAGCCGGUGCCUCCAGAGUUCUGGCGAGGGUCCAUGCUUGUCAGACCGCAACAACGUAGCGUGCAAUGCACUGCCAGCGCUUGGGACUUCUGUAACAGGAUUGAUUACAGAAUCAAGCAAUGCACAGAGGUAACAAUGCAAGAUCUUAUUUCCACACAUCAUGAGAUGGCGCACAUCCAAUACUAUCUUCAGUACGCUGAACUACCGCACUUGUUUAGAGACGCAGCUAACCCUGCAUUCCACGAGGCGGUGGCUAACGCGGCGACACUCUCCGUGUACAACAUACCGCAUCUACAACGCGUCGGACUUUACAACAAUAAAACACACGACUCAUAUCAGGUGACAAUGAACUUCCUGAUGGCAAUGGCUCUGGAAAAAGUGGCGUAUCUUCCCUUUGCGUUCAUGGUGGACCAGUGGCGUUGGUCUGUGUUUGAGGAUGGCGUGGAGAAUAUGAACAAACGCUGGUGGCAGAUGAAGCUUCGAUACCAGGGGGUAGUUCCACCCAUACCAAGGACUGAAGCAGACUUUGACCCCGGUUCCAAGUAUCACAUUAUUGCUGAUCAGGAGUACAUAAAAUACUUCCUGGCAAGUAUUCUGGAGUUCCAGAUCUUUGAGCAGGCGUGUGUUGUAUCCGGACACGCUGGACACCUGCACGAAUGUGAUCUAUACAGGAGUAGAGAUGCUGGCAGACUCCUGAGUGAAAUAAUGCAAUCGGGAUCAUCGAAGCCUACGUCUGACGUCAUCCGGUCAAUGACACGCGGGAAAACUAACAGAAUAUCACCGGAAUCUCUUGUUAGAAUCCCGUGGCAUGAAGAAGAUGAUGAUGGGAAUGAUGCCGCUGGUGUUCCACGUCGGAGCCACGUCCACGUGGAUGCUGGUCACCACGCUUUUGGCAGCCAAGUCCGUGGCUAUUGGACUUAUUCUUCUGGUGUUUAAGAUUGCUGUCAGUUCUGCUAAGGUGGCGUCAUUCUUCACAUCACUGAAGGCUAAGCAUGGUGGGCAUCAUCAUCAUGACUGGUCUUGGACUCCACAUCUUGAGCAUCA
Messenger RNA from Leptidea sinapis, 2258 nucleotides. RefSeq names its product angiotensin-converting enzyme-like. Gene Ontology annotation, molecular function: peptidyl-dipeptidase activity; metallopeptidase activity. Gene Ontology annotation, cellular component: plasma membrane. Lineage: Eukaryota; Metazoa; Arthropoda; Insecta; Lepidoptera; Pieridae. The record is from RefSeq and is a predicted model, not a curated record. Gene Ontology annotation, biological process: proteolysis. The coding region runs from base 138 to 2150 and encodes 670 amino acids. The transcript has 16 exons.